Acytostelium subglobosum LB1 is the source of this 1635-nucleotide messenger RNA. RefSeq lists its product as hypothetical. The transcript has 3 exons. NCBI's taxonomy places the organism in Eukaryota, Evosea, Eumycetozoa, Acytosteliales, Acytosteliaceae. Gene Ontology annotation, molecular function: mRNA binding. Gene Ontology annotation, cellular component: cytoplasm; nucleus. The record is from RefSeq and is a predicted model, not a curated record. The annotation marks the transcript as partial.
CAACAUCAACACCAACAACAACAUCUGUUAUUGCGUCGACCAUCACCUGAUUCACAACAUCUUCAACAACAUCUACUACAACAUCAACAACAACAACAACAUGGCUUCUCAUCACCAUCAUCACAAUAUAUGGCAUCACCAAUGAUGCCAAUGCCAAUGCCCAUGCCCAUGCCAAUGCCAAUGCCAGUGCCAAUGACAUCGACGUCGACAACAACAUCAUCGGCUGCAACUAAUAUUGUUGGCGUGGGCUUUCCCAAACUCUCCAACAAGGAGAAGCGACACGCAAAGUUGGACAGGUCCGAUCGCCACGCCGUGCUGAUCAGCUCCAAGGGCGACAGGAUCAACUUGGCCGUUCUGUUGAAGCAGCUCGAGGAGUGUGGAUCGGUGCGAGCACAUCACUUUAGAGACCGACAGAACUUUGGCUUUGUCCAAUUCCUCGACUCUGACUCUGUGGACAACGCCAUCGAGCGAUUGAGCGGACGCGAGAUCGAUGGCCAGACAUUGCUCGUCGAGAAGAUCAAGCGAAUCACACCGGGCAAGGACCCGCGCAUUGCAACUGUGGGCUCGCCACAGUGCUCCUCGUUGCCCACCCAGCUGCCGUCAAUGAUGGAGAACAAGCCCGACACGACGUUGGUGCUCAAGAACUUGCCGUUCCUACUCAAACAGGUGCAGCUACAAGAGAUACUCGAGAAGAUCAAUCCGUCUGCGCCACAAUCAGUCAACUUCCACUAUGACAGCGUGGGAGUGUUCCGUGGCAUGGCCUUUGUAAAGUAUCGCCUGCUCGAGGACGCCAUCAAAGUGUACGAGGCACUCAAUGGCGCCGAUGUGUUUGGUCGUCGCGUGCGUCUAGAGUACAAGCGCAAGGUUAGCAAGUCAAGCGAGAUCCCGCCAGAGGUGCUCGAGGAUGAGAAGUUGCGCAAGGUGUGGGACCAGCUGCGCGAGUUCAGAGAUGACGUCGCCGCUACCGAGAUCACCUUUGCCGCAUUCACUGGCGUCCAACGAAUGUACAUACACAACAUGGCCGAGAAGCUGAAGCUAACGCAUACGUCUGUGGGCGAGGAGCCCAAUCGCUCAAUCGUCAUCAAUAAGAAGCCGCUGGCCGUUGGCACACCGACAGGCGGCGACGACGCCCUCUCGGCGCACUUCCUUUCGUCGUCACCUACGCCCAUUGGUGGCAUGCACUUUGCGAUGCCCUCGUCGACCACGCCAACCAACUCUUACUCCUCGCUGUCGUCCACGCCAACCUCAUCAAUGUUUAUCAACAGCAACAGUGGCACUGGCACAAAGCCAGUCGAGUCGUCCACGCCGUCGCUGGGCAUCAUCAACGAUCCCAGGACAACGAUGGGCACGUCAUGGGAGAAGUCACCGCCAAACACCGGCCUGCUCUCAUCAUAUCCUCACCUCACUACACGUGGAUUUGGUAUCAAUCGCGAUAGAUCAUCCGAAAUAGACAUGUCAACAUCACCAAGUAACUUCAACUUCCGAAAGGAACCAAUCAGUCAUCCUCACAGUAUCAAUAUCAACAUCAACAACAAUAACAGUAGCAACAACAACAACAACAACAACAACAACUAUUAUAACACAGGUGGUGGUACACCUGUUCAAACAACAACAGCCACAACAACAAAUGUAUAA